CCCGUCGCACAGCUCCGUCCUCACUCCUGCCCUCCCCGUCCACCUGUCAGUCCUGCUUGCCCGUCUGAAGGGCCACUCCACAAGGACCCAAGGGAGAAGCUCAAGUCCAAAGUUGUCCAACUCUAGAGGAGUAUCUGGCCCAGGUGUGGAGUUUUCUGCCUCUCUGCACUGUGAAAAAGGAAUUCGGCUCCCCACAGAAGACUCUGGAUUUCUGGCAUUGAAGCCCUACUAUGACAUCAGUUGCCAAGGUAUAUUACAGUCAGACCACUCAGACAGAAAGCCGGCCCCUAAUGGGCCCAGGGAUACGACGGCGGAGAGUUCUGACAAAAGAUGGUCGCAGCAAUGUGAGAAUGGAGCACAUUGCUGACAAGCGCUUCCUCUACCUCAAGGACCUGUGGACAACCUUCAUCGACAUGCAGUGGCGCUACAAGCUUCUGCUCUUCUCUGCGACUUUUGCAGGCACCUGGUUCCUCUUUGGUGUGGUGUGGUAUCUGGUAGCUGUGGCCCAUGGGGACUUGCUGGAGCUGGGUCCCCCGGCUAACCAUACCCCCUGUGUGGUACAGGUACACACACUCACUGGGGCCUUCCUCUUCUCCCUUGAAUCCCAGACCACCAUUGGUUACGGCUUCCGCUAUAUCAGUGAGGAGUGUCCACUGGCCAUCGUACUUCUGAUUGCCCAGCUGGUGCUCACCACCAUCCUGGAAAUCUUCAUCACAGGUACCUUCUUGGCGAAGAUUGCUCGGCCUAAGAAACGGGCUGAGACUAUCCGUUUCAGCCAGCAUGCAGUUGUAGCUGCCCACAACGGGAAGCCCUGCCUUAUGAUUCGAGUUGCCAAUAUGCGUAAGAGCCUCCUCAUUGGCUGUCAGGUGACAGGCAAACUGCUUCAGACCCACCAGACCAAAGAGGGUGAGAACAUCCGGCUCAACCAGGUCAAUGUGACUUUCCAAGUAGACACGGCUUCUGACAGUCCCUUCCUCAUUCUACCACUUACCUUCUACCAUGUGGUAGAUGAGACCAGUCCCUUAAAAGACCUCCCCCUACGCAGUGGUGAAGGUGACUUCGAGCUGGUGCUGAUACUAAGUGGAACAGUGGAAUCCACCAGUGCCACCUGCCAAGUGCGCACUUCCUACUUGCCAGAGGAGAUCCUUUGGGGCUAUGAGUUCACACCUGCCAUCUCACUGUCAGCCAGUGGCAAAUACAUAGCUGACUUCAGCCUUUUUGACCAAGUUGUGAAAGUGGCCCCUCCUAGUGGCCUACAUGACAGCACUGUACGCUACGGAGAUCCCGAAAAGCUCAAGCUGGAGGAAUCAUUCAGGGAACAAGCUGAGAAGGAGGGCGGUGCCCUUAGUGUGCGCAUCAGCAAUGUCUGAUUGCUUGGUUUCCCAUCUACCUAUCCCUCUGGUCUCGCUUUCUUUAUUGGCAAGCUGGGUGAUGAUAUUACCCAGGCUUACUGGAGAGUUCCAGAAACACCCAUUCCCACUCCCUCUCCUUUAAUCCAGUGGCCUGUGGGAAGUCUAGGCCAACUGGAGUCCAAGUUUUCUUCCCAUCCUCCUCUUUCACCUCACCCCACUUCCACCACAUUAUACAACACCCCUACCCUUAAGCCAGGAUGGGGGAAGGAGAGGGGAGAUUAGGCUGAAAGGCUUGGAGGCCGCAGCCAUGGUUGGAGGCUCAUAUUAGGAGGACCAUGCAGUUGGAUGGAUUGACUCUCCCCCACCUCCCACCACCACUCGAAAGUUUGGUGAUUUGAGGCUGGAAUCCCCUCCCUCUCUAACUUUCUAACUAGUAAGUUCCCUAAGGCAAUCCCUCUGAUGAUCCCCUUAGGGUCUGUGUCCUCAGAAAUAUAGGAAUCUGGAAUCAAUUUACACUGAAGUCUCUACCAACCUGUUGAAAGAAGUCAUGGUUUUUCAUGUGAAUUUCUAUUGGUAACUCCUGACUUAACUUAGGACCUUGGUCACCACUAUUUUCCUCUUUGUAGUUUCUAAAGCGGACCAUCAGGAUACUCAGUUCUGUCAUUGAUGCCUCUGCUCACAGAGAAUUGGAUUGACCCAGGAAAUAGAAAACCUAGUCACAGCCACCACACCUGUACCCAUCCUGGAUUCUGAACUCUUCAUUGUGGAAUGACAACUGCAGAGCUAUUGUCCAAAUCCCUGAACCUGUCCUCCAGGUCACCCUGGGAGGAUUGGCUUCCCAGUGUCCUAUGAAUGGGAUGCCCCUCACCAAUGUGUUCCCUGAAAAAAAGUCCAGCACCUAGCCCCCACGGAAAGGCCUAGAAAUGCCAUCCCAGAUUACCCUGCCUUUGGCUUCCCUCCUUUCCUGCCCAGCCCACUGUUCCCUUAACCCCAAAAGAGGAAGCGGGGGAAAUGCAAGGGUCUCCCUCUCUUAACACUCAUGUUUGACUAAAACUAGACUCACAGAGCGCAGAGUUCCCAGGAAAGCUAAACCAACCAGACCAAGUAGGAUGAGUAAAUUCUCAGAUUUCCAGGCUGUUAUAUAGAGCCUCUGGGAAUUGGGGAUGCUUUGUUAAGUUUUGGGCAGAGUCACAACUCUGUGGCUGGCAGACACUAUUCUCCCUGUUACCCCUCCCAGUGUCCUUCUGAAAAGUGCCAGCUAUUUCACUAGGCAAUGCUGGGAGGAAAGGAAAUUAUACCUACUGAUCAAAUAACCAUGGUCUCCCUUACCAUCCCUGAGAUUUGGUAUAAAAUGAAUAUCAGUCUCAUUUCUGCUUUCCUUUGCCAUGAGGCCAGUUUCAGGCAAGUUAAAGGGCUUACUUUAAGAGAUCAGACUCAGGCCAUUCUUUGUUCCCUGGUGGGGACUGCAGUAGAGGUCAGGAAGGGCAUAUGGGCACCAGAACUUUUUCUAAUACUUCAAAUCCCAAGAAUGCUUCCUGGUCCUAUUUAGGUACCAAGGGGCCCUCCACCCACACCCCAGAGUGGUUGGGUAUAGAGUCCCUAUAUGAAUCAAGUGGCAGUUUGUUUACGGUGAACUCAGCCAAUUGUUGCUAACUGUACACUUCUACAGAAUAUGUAUAUGCAUAUACUCAUUCUGCAUGCAGAGCCUUGCAGAGAAACUCAUGAAGUUUUGAGGCUGGACUCAUGGUCACCACUUACAAUUGCACAAGAUCCUCUUACAUUGAUCGCUCCUUGAACUCUAAAUUAUAUCUUGAAGACACUUAGUUCUCCAUUUAUGGUAAACCCCACCAUUACUCCCUUGCUCUUAAGAAAGCAAGAACCAGAAAAACUUGAAAAUCUGAAACAGAAUAAAACAUAAAGAGCCAGCUUCUGGGCUCUCACCUUU
Messenger RNA from Pteronotus mesoamericanus, 3297 nucleotides. It is a transcript of the gene KCNJ10, whose product is annotated as potassium inwardly rectifying channel subfamily J member 10. NCBI's taxonomy places the organism in Eukaryota, Metazoa, Chordata, Mammalia, Chiroptera, Mormoopidae. Gene Ontology annotation, molecular function: inward rectifier potassium channel activity. Gene Ontology annotation, biological process: potassium ion import across plasma membrane; regulation of monoatomic ion transmembrane transport. Bases 231 to 1370 code for a protein of 379 amino acids. The record is from RefSeq and is a predicted model, not a curated record. Gene Ontology annotation, cellular component: plasma membrane. The transcript is spliced from 3 exons.